Molecule: messenger RNA, 776 nt
Organism: Salmo salar (Atlantic salmon)
Lineage: Eukaryota; Metazoa; Chordata; Actinopteri; Salmoniformes; Salmonidae
Gene: clec3ba
Product: C-type lectin domain family 3, member Ba
Biological process (GO): ossification; bone mineralization
Source: RefSeq, marked validated
AGUCUACUAAGAUAUACACCAUGCGUGUCAGUGGUGUGCGUUUGUUGUUUUGCCUUCUCCUCCUCGGGCAAUCCACAUUCCAACAGACCUCAUCUAAGAAAAAGGGCGGAAAGAAAGAUGCUGAAAAUAAUGCUGCCAUUGAGGAGCUGAAGAAACAGAUUGAUAACAUAGUGCUGGAGUUGAAUCUAUUGAAAGAGCAGCAAGCCUUGCAAUCAGUUUGCCUGAAAGGCAUCAAGAUUAUUGGCAAGUGUUUCCUGGCUGACACCGCUAAGAAGAUCUACCACACAGCCUACGAUGACUGCAUUGCUAAAGGGGGCACAAUCAGCACCCCUUUGACAGGGGAUGAGAACGAUCAGCUCGUCGACUACGUCCGCCGGAGCAUUGGCCCUGAGGAACACAUUUGGCUGGGCAUCAAUGACAUGGUGACCGAGGGGGAAUGGCUCGACCAGGCGGGCACCAACCUGCGCUUUAAGAACUGGGAGACUGACAUUACCAACCAACCAGACGGUGGACGUACCCACAACUGUGCCAUCCUUUCCACCACUGCCAAUGGAAAGUGGUUUGAUGAGAGCUGUCGUGUUGAGAAGGCGUCUGUUUGCGAGUUCAAUAUCGUCUGAGAGCCAACCACUUUUGUUCAGUUGUAUCAGUCUUAACAUCUACACUAUAUGGAAAUAUAAUGCAUGCACAAUAAUCUUUGUAAUAUCUGGAUUAUAACCUGUCUCAGCACUGAAAUGUGGAAAUGUGGAACCAACAUGAUUAAAAGAAACCUAUAUUAC